AUGAAGAGCUUAGAAAUAGUACUUGUCACUGAAGUCGGAAAAGAAAACAACAUCCAACACAUGCUUCGUAAAGUAAAGCGGGCUACUGGUAGAGUGACCGUCAACGAUAUUGACGCCUUGGCAACAAAGGCUCGCGAACAGAGCGUUGAAUUCAGGAGACGCGUCUCUCAACGGGUUUCCCUCCUUGGUGUCGGUGGGCUGAUUGAAGACUACCAGGAUGAAGAAGAAGGAGUGUAA
This is a messenger RNA of Dibothriocephalus latus, 237 nucleotides long. Lineage: Eukaryota; Metazoa; Platyhelminthes; Cestoda; Diphyllobothriidea; Diphyllobothriidae. The record is from the annotation of a GenBank genome assembly.